Lachancea nothofagi CBS 11611 is the source of this 1263-nucleotide messenger RNA. The record is from the annotation of a GenBank genome assembly. NCBI's taxonomy places the organism in Eukaryota, Fungi, Ascomycota, Saccharomycetes, Saccharomycetales, Saccharomycetaceae.
AUGGCUAAGAGAACGCUGGGCUUGAGCAAGCAGAACAGAGACUUGAAAAAGCAGAAAAAAUCCGAAAGUCCCACGCCAGAAGCUACUCCAACUAACCAAAUCACUGUUGAAGUCGACGAUAAUGUGGAUCCAGACAACGAACUGGUGCAACUGAAAGGUCUUUGGAAAACGUAUUUCGAUUCCGAUAGAAAUGACGAGCUUGUGCUUAAUGGAAUUGUUCAUGAAUGCGAUCGACUACUGCGCAACGAUGAGGAGUCUUCUGAGCCAGCCAAGGGCAAAGACACCAGUGAUGUUCCACCUUUAGAACUCUCAGACGAAUUCCAUGCAAUCUACGCUCUUGCGCUCAGCGAGUUGACCAUUUUUAAAGCCGGUGAAGAUAACAGUGAGGAAACCGUUUCCGGGUUCUUUGAUGCUGCCAACGAAAGGUGCCAGAGUGGCCUCGAUGCAGAGCCAGAAUCGGCCUUACUCAAGUUAGUGAGAGCUAAAGUAGCAUUACAAAGAAUUCCAUUAGAGUUCAUCUCAAAAUUGACGGUCAAAGACAAAAACGCUUCGAAACUGAAACUUCACGAAUUGUUGGAACAAGCCAAACAAGAUCUACAAGUAAAUAGCCAAUAUCCAGAGUUGACUUUCGAGGUUUUAGAGCUAUUUGAUGAUCUCUUAGAUAUCGUUGAAAACUUCGGCCACGAAGACGAAAUUGACGAGGGGCUAGAUAGCGAUGCUGAGGAUGAAUUGAAAGAGAUCACUCUUUCUUCGAAACAUCCGUUGUUUCUAAUCCGUAAAGAGAUUCCCACCAACUACUCGUUUUUGCGGGAACAGUUGAAAAACCUGUUAGCUGUGGUUUCACAAAGCAACCCAGAAGGAACAAAACUGUAUCACUUGGUGGCUAGAAAACUUGGUCAACUUUAUUUAAGAGCUGCAGAAAACCCUUCACAGAUUUUCUUGCAGUUGACCUACGAGAAUGAUGAUGACGAGCAGGCAAUUGAUGGGAUCUCUGGGCCUGAUGCUCAAAAGGAGGCUCUUGCGUACGUAACUGAAGCUAUCAAGUUCUUGGAGCAAGCUCGCAAAGAUGACGAUCCCCAGACCUGGGUGGACGUUGCGGAAGCCUUGACAGAUGCCGGAAAUUUAUACAAUGCCGAAUCCAAGGACCAAGAGGAUUGCUAUGCCAAAGCCGAAAAAAUAUUGAGAAAAGCCAAUAAGGCUACUCACGGCAAGUACCAGGAUAUUCUGGAUAAUCUACUUGGAACGAAAGAAGACUCUGAAUAG